AUGUUCAUGAUGUUAUCGUGCCGCGCUGAUAAUCUGUUAAUUGUGAGAUCGGGUCAGAUCAAGCCAUUAAUAAACGUCAAACCCAAGCAGGCUGUCACUGGGCUGCCGGGGCACAGGGAAGUUUUCCCGAAUUACUGCGUGGGCUUGCCAUGGGAGCUGCUCUAUGCGGAUGAUUUGUGUCUGAUUGCAGAUUCUGAAAAAAAAUCGGUGAAGAAGAUUAAGUGUUGGAAAGAUGCAAUGAAAACAAAAGGGCUAAGGAUUAACAUGAAUAAAACAAAAGUUAUGUGUUGUAAAGUAAGGACUGGACAAGUAGAGAAUUCUGCAAAGUGGCCGUGUGCGGUGUGCAAGACGGGUGUUGGAGAAAACUCAAUAAUCUGUAGUGCUUGUAAGAAAUGGGUGCAUAAGAGAUGCAGUGGACUGAUUGGCAGUCUAAAAGUGGCUGCUUUCAGUUGUAAAAGAUGUGUUGAUGGAGGGGAACAAAAGGAUAUAAAAAAAGAGAUAGAAAUAGAUUGUGAAGGGAAGGUGGAAAAAUUUUGUUAUCUGGGAGAUAAGAUAUGUUUGAGAUAUGCAAACAGUGCACUCGAGAGAAGAAACCUCGAAAUUGAAGUGCAGACUGUUAAAAGAAAAGAGAAUUUUAGCAAACCAACCAUUUGA
Messenger RNA from Helobdella robusta, 654 nucleotides. RefSeq lists its product as hypothetical. The record is from RefSeq and is a predicted model, not a curated record. NCBI's taxonomy places the organism in Eukaryota, Metazoa, Annelida, Clitellata, Rhynchobdellida, Glossiphoniidae. The transcript is spliced from 3 exons. Bases 1 to 654 code for a protein of 217 amino acids.